Molecule: messenger RNA, 1837 nt
Organism: Staurois parvus
Lineage: Eukaryota; Metazoa; Chordata; Amphibia; Anura; Ranidae
Source: the annotation of a GenBank genome assembly
AGCAGGUUUCGUCAACAGAACUGUGGCUGGGACCUAUGAGACUAACACAGGAUCCUAUACAGGUGCUGCUGGUGUUUGCAAAGGAAGACAGUCAAAGUGAUGGCUUCUGGUGGGCCUGUGACCGGGCCGGGUACAGGUGUAAUAUAGCCAGAACACCUGAAUCAGCCCUGGAGUGUUUCCUUGAUAAACAUCAUGAAAUCAUUGUUAUAGAUCACAGACACUCAAGAUACCUUGACGCAGAGGCGGUUUGCAGAUCAAUACGAGCAACAAAGCCAUCAGAGCACACAACAAUCCUUGCUGUAGUCCCACGUUUAGCAUCUGAUCAAGAAGAAACAUCGGUCCUUCCUCUCCUGCAUGCUGGAUUCAACAGGAGAUUUUAUGAGAAUAACAGUAUGAUUGCCUGUUACAAUGAGCUUAUCCAGAUAGAACAUGGGGAGGUUCGCUCACACUUCAAACUGAGGUCCUGCAAUUCAAUAUUUACAGCGUUAGAACACUGCCAAGAAGCCGUAGAGAUUACAAGUGAAGAACAUGUCAUACAGUAUGUUAAUCCAGCUUUUGAACGGAUGAUGGGCUAUACCAAAGAGGAACUCCUGGGGAAAGAACUGAUAGAAUUGCCGAAAAGUGACAAGAACCGAGCAGACCUUUUAGAUACCAUCAAUACAUGCAUCAAAAAGGGAAAGGAAUGCAAGGGAUUUAUUAUGCAAGACGGAAAUCGGGUGACAGCAUCCAGCAACAUGUGAGAGUCACUCCUGUAGUCGGUCAAGGAGGGAAAAUUAGACAUUUUGUGUCCAUCAAGAAGCUUUGCAGUGGCAGUGACAACAAUAAACAGAUCUACAAGAUAAGCAGAGAUGAGAAAUACUCUGGAGAAAAUUCACUUACAGAGUCUCAUUCCCACUCAUUUAGACAUAAGAACAGAAGGAAAGAGUCAAUAGAUGUACGGUCAAUCACAUCACGGAGUAGUGACGCAGCCAGUUUACAGAACCACAGGUAUUCAUCCAUGGCACGGAUUCACACCAUGACUAUAGAGGCUCCCAUUACAAAGGUCAUUAACAUAAUAAAUGCAGCUCAGGAGAACAGUCCUGUAACAGUGGCCGAGGCCUUGGACAGAGUGCUAGAAAUUCUGAGGACCACAGAGCUCUAUUCUCCACAGCUGGCAACCAAAGAAGAGGAUCCCCACACAAGUGACCUUGUUGGUGGUCUGAUGACAGAUGGUUUGAGAAGACUUUCAGGAAAUGAAUAUGUUUUCUCAAAAAAUAUGCAGCACAGCCAUAGUCACCUAUCAGUGCCAAUUACAAUCAAUGAUGUGCCACCUCGUAUAGCGCAGUUACUCGACAACGAAGAUUCCUGGGACUUUAACAUAUUCGAACUAGAAGGUGUUACAAAUAAAAGGCCGUUAGUUUACCUUGGACUUAAAAUAUUUGCCUGCUUUGGAGUAUGUGAAUUUCUCAGUUGUUCGGAAACUACUCUCCGUGCUUGGCUGCAAGUGAUUGAAGCCAACUACCAUGCGUCUAAUUCUUACCACAACUCUACGCAUGCUGCUGAUGUCCUGCAUGCCACGGCCUUCUUUUUACAAAAGGAGAAUGUAAAGGCCAGCCUUGACCAGCUGGAUAAGGUAGCCGCUCUGAUAGCUGCUACGGUACAUGAUAUUGAUCACCCCGGACGCACCAACUCUUUCCUCUGCAACGCCGGCAGUGAAUUAGCCCUGCUUUACAAUGACACGGCCGUCUUAGAAAGUCACCACUCCGCGCUGGCUUUUCAACUCACUGCAAAGGACAACAAAUGCAAUAUUUUCAAGAACAUGGACAGGUACAUCGAUAGCACGUGUUUAUCACUUUAA